Messenger RNA from Trichomycterus rosablanca, 1223 nucleotides. RefSeq names its product transmembrane protein 176 (gene tmem176). Bases 128 to 700 code for a protein of 190 amino acids. Lineage: Eukaryota; Metazoa; Chordata; Actinopteri; Siluriformes; Trichomycteridae. The transcript has 7 exons. Gene Ontology annotation, cellular component: membrane. The record is from RefSeq and is a predicted model, not a curated record.
UUGAUCGAGUCAGAUUUGUUCUGUAUCAGUGUAAUUCAAACGGAAAGUUUGGAGCACAUCUGGAUCAGAGGUACUGGAGCUGCGGGCGCGCUUAAAGAACCGGAGCGCAUUUAGGCACUACAAGACAAUGGCGUUAACGGUGUCAUGUGACCUAUCCGUCAACGUAGAUACAGACCAAAAUGUAAAUAAAUUAGCACAAAAACAGGAGGCGCUGAGAAAAAGCAUCCAGAAAGGAGAUCCCAAAUCUAUAGGGAUCUCACAGGUCAUGCUGGGGUUCAUGAUUAUUUCGUACUCGGUGCCUCUGAUCUCUGCUGAGCUCACUGAUGUUUUCAUGUUUGGUGUGCCGUGGUGGAGCGCCAUUACGUUCAUCAUUUCAGGAGCUAUUGCGUUAAUAACUGAAAAACGUAACAGCAUCGUACUGGUUUUUGUGUGCUUGGUGGUGACAGUAGCAGCUGCAUUUAUCUCCGUCAUUGCCGUGAUCAUCUUCAUGGUUGACAUGGUGAAACACCCAACGACGUCCUGCCUGGCGACCUCUGGGCAAACAUGUGAUUACAAACAUUACGUCACCAAAUUCAGUUUUGAAAUGAAGUUCAUUCUUCUCAUCUUGUACAUGGUGCAGACGGCCAUCUCCUCAGCUUUCGCUUGCAUUCUCUACAAAGAGAGGCAACAAUUCACCAACUAUUUGCUUGUGGACCAGUGAUGAACCACUGAUGUCCGGAGAUGCCAGUAAACCAUUCAGUGACCACAUGUUUUAUUUUAUAAGUCUAUAAUAUGUAGCUAGCACUAUGAAACGUACUGCAUUAUAUAAUGGACAGUGUGUGUUGGUAUAAUUAAAGUUUGUUAACAUUUUAUAAAGUACAUUCAGUAAAUAUUGGACACCGCACUAUAACUCGGGUUGCGAUCAGAAGGCUCAUGUUUGUGUGACUCGAGUGCUCGUGAAUGUGCAGUAAGAGCUUCGCUGUAUCCACUCUUGCAGCUGGUGACCUUCAACCCCCACAAAUUCUUUCACCCCGUCCUGGCAGUAUUUCCUCAUCUGAACAACAGACGUGCUAUUCUCUUCUGCAUGCAGAGCCACAGUCGCAGUCCUGCGAUCGUCGUUAGUUGCAUGUUGUGUUGUCUCUUCUUAACUACAGAAAUUGGAUCCCAAACUACGCUGUGAUUUUAAUUGUAGGAUUGUAAACAUGAAAUGAAGUUGUUUUUUAAUUAAAAAAGGUUUUAUCUUU